AUGCCUGACAGGACAUCGAACGAUGUCAAGCCGUUAAAGAUCAUCAUCAUCGGCGCUGACAUUGGCGGCCUCGCUCUCGCUCAGUUGCUCAUGUCGGCGCCAGGGACCCACGUUACAUGCUACGAACGUAGUGACGGCGUCAACGAUCACAUCGGGUAUUGCGUGAUGCUCACGGGUUCGACGCUGGCGAUGCUAAAGCGUAAGCUAACUAAAGAGGUCUGGGCACACCUUGCACUUAGCAUUGGAGAGGCGCCUGAGGGGGGCGAGAAGGUUGAAUUUUUUAAGGGAAAUGGCGACAAGAUGUUUGUUUGGGACUCAAACCCCAUGAAGGACCAGUUUGCAGUUUCGAGGUGGCAGCUAAAGGAAGCUCUUCUGCACCAGGCAAAGCCAAUUCUUAGGGUACGCCACGCCUUUGAGCGCUAUGAGCUUCUGCCGAAGGGGGGAGUAAGAGUAUAUUUUAGUAAUGGAACUGCUGAUGACUGCGACCUCAUCGUAGGCGCGGACGGCUCUGACUCGAAUGUCAAGAAACAAUUCAUGCCUAACGCUGGUAUUAAGGACGUGGGUAUGGCAAUUAUUUACUUCAAGAUUCCCCUCACAGAAGAAUCCAUGGGGUUGUUAGGGUCCCCUGUCAGAUCAAUGAAUCCCCUCAUCCCUUAUGCAACGCGCUACACAUCUUCCACCAUUGAGCCCGACGAGUCCUUCAUUAUGUUCGGCGGAGGUUCCCCAGUCUCAAAUUUCGACAACCGCCGCUGCGCCCCUAAUAACCUCCGUCCCGCAGAACUCAAGGCUGAGGUCAUCUCGCGCACCUCUAAAACCGGCAUCCACCCACGCUUCGCCAUGCUCGCCCAAAUGGCGUGCAUAGACACAGCACAUGUGUUUCUGGUCCGCAAAUGCGAUGUCGUGCACCCCUGGGUCUCACAGAACGUCACCCUCCUCGGCGAUGCCGUCUUCAACAUGAGCAACAUCCUAAGUAGGGGGGCAAAUUGCGCUCUCCUCGACGCUGUGAAUCUCGCUGAGCACAUCACCUCGCCCACGUAUGACCGGAGCUCGUCUACCAGCCUAGACGCCUACGUGAAAGAUAACAUAGACCGCCGUCAAAACGAGCGUUACCGCUCGUGCCUGUUGCAGAAGGCCAUGUUCUCUUGCCAGAACCGCUUCAUGGAGUUUUUGCGGAACAAGACGCUACCGCUCGCGCUUCGUAAGAUUGACGACCGAGAUCGCGAGGAGCAUAAUGUGGCCGAGACGUGGGUGGCGAAUGAGCAGAACGACUUACUGCAGUCGGAGAGGGAUCCGGAGUGGGUAGAGGAGCUGCGGUGGGAGGAGAUCUAUGAGGAGCGGCAUGGCAUCAAGAGGAUUAGGGGCAGCUAG
Messenger RNA from Pseudogymnoascus destructans, 1368 nucleotides. RefSeq lists its product as uncharacterized. Lineage: Eukaryota; Fungi; Ascomycota; Leotiomycetes; Thelebolales; Thelebolaceae. The record is from RefSeq and is a predicted model, not a curated record. The transcript has 2 exons. The coding region runs from base 1 to 1368 and encodes 455 amino acids. Gene Ontology annotation, molecular function: FAD binding.